Molecule: messenger RNA, 2469 nt
Organism: Paramecium tetraurelia
Lineage: Eukaryota; Ciliophora; Oligohymenophorea; Peniculida; Parameciidae
Exons: 2
Molecular function (GO): protein binding
Source: RefSeq, a predicted model, not a curated record
AUGAAUUUUUCAUUGAAAUAAAGAAGAACUCAGUCAUCGGAACCUUUGUUUGAUGAGGAAGUAUUUGGAGAACUGAAAAAUGAAAAGGAUUUUGAGAUGAGAUUGCAACAAUUGAGUGAGAUACAACAUAUUCAUCAAAUGACUCAGAGUUCUGGAAUUUCUAUGUCUUCAGGUAGAAGCAAAGCUGGUAAACAUUAGAUGGUGGAGAGUUAUGCUUAUUUAAUUUAAGAGAUGGUGCAUAAUAAGGAAUUACAGUAAUUUUGUCACUAAUUUGGAUUCUCAAUACAGGAAUUGGAACAAUAUAGUUCUAUUGAAGAGAGACAGAAUUUUGUAAUAAGAGCAAUGUGUAAACACAUAAAGGAAUAGAUGCAAAGUUUGUUGUCUAAGGUUGAAUUAAGAAUGCAUUCGUAUAGAGUGGAUGAAUGGAAUGAAUUACAAAGAAUGAACAAACAGAACAUCAAUAUAUUUGAAUGGUUGAAUGUCAAAUCCAAAUAUGAGCAUUUGAGGAAGAAACUGCAAUAUGCUUUAAUUGAUAGUAUAACUGCAACUCAAGCCAAAUAGUAAUAGGAGAAAAGAAAUAGGACAUUCAGCUAGUCCAAUGCAUCACAGAUAAGCAGGACAAGUACGACAUGUGCUACAUCUACUAGAAGGAGGUAGUCAUCUAUUUCAGAAGUGAUCACAGUUAAUCCAAAAGUGUAAUUGGUGUCUCAGUAUAAGGACUUUAAGACACAAUGGAAUGAGGAUCUAGAGAAAUAGUACAGGUUGAAAGGAAGAUCACAUAAGGUUUUGGGAUUGUAUCCUGUUAUUUAGAAGGCCAUUUUAGAUAAUGUAGGGUAGAGUGUUUGGAAUCAACAGAGAGACAGGUUACUCACAAAAUAUACUGAAGGAGGGUGUUUAACAGAAGAAGAAGUCAAAUUCAUAGCCACUACUUCCUAAUUAUUGAAUAGUUGUUCAGAUAAGGAAUUUCUAUAGAAGACCAUAUCUCAUUUGGAUAAAAAUAUUAUAGAUGAAAUUGAAUUCAACAUAGCUGAAUGUAUAUUGGCAACAUAUACAAAUAUAUCCAAUGAAGUUAAAUCAAUUCGCUAAGUUUGGCUUAAAAAGAUUGGGGCAAAUCUCGAAUAGUAAGUGAAGGAUACUCAUUACAGUGUCUUGAGGAAGAUGUAAUUGCAGAAGAGUUAGAAGGAACUCGAGAAGGUUAAAGUGAAGAUGGUUACAGUAUUUAAAGAUUUGCAAAGGAAACAUUCAUUGAAGUUAUAAUAGGAAUUAGAUAAGGAUUGGUAUAUUUAAUAGCAGAAGGGUGUCAAUAAAGUUAUUCUGAAAUUCAAAGAGAAAUUAAUGAAAAAAGUUAAAAAGUAUAGAAAUGAAAAGAAUCUUGGGAUUACUCAUGAUUUUAUUACUAGGAAUAUUCCAAAAUAAGAAUCUCUGUUGUUUAAAAUCAAUAAAGAAAUGAAGUCGACGGAAUUCGUCUAACGGUUAUUUCAUCCUCCUUCAAAGUUAAUUGUUAAGAAUCCUGGGUCUCAAACUGAGAGAGCCAUUAAGGAGGAAUAAAAGUACAAAGUUAGAUCCUCCAGUACUAAAAGAUAGUCUGAGUUUAAGAGAUAUCUUAGUGGUGGUCCAUAGACAGAGAGACAGUUUGUUUCUAAGGCUUUGGUUGAUUAGAAUCAAUAGAAAAUUAGUGGACACAAGAAUCCUCAUGAAUGGAUUACUAGUGAAAUAGAAGUGACUGCAAUUAAUAAGAUUAAGGCAGCAAUUAAAGCCUAUCUUCAAAGAAAGAAGUAUUAGAAAUAGAAGCAAUUGAAAUAAGAGUAGGAGGAAUUAAAAAAGAAUGUAUUGGCAUCUUUUGUAAAGAAGAAUCCAGAAAGAAUCGAAAGGAUAGAAUUAGAAGUGAAUAAUGUUAUUAAAAGUUUGACUCUAAAUAAAUAAAAGAGUUAAUCAAGUAUUUAUUCUUCAAAAUAACGAAUACAAUCUGAUAUGAAAUUGAAGACUAGAAAGUUGUUUUAGGCUGCUAAAAAACGAUGUCUAAACAUUGCAAUUCAAUCAGGCUUUAUGUAUACAACUGAAGAUGCCAAUCAGAAGGACGAAUUAGGCAGAACUCCUCUUUCUUAUGCUGCUGAGAAUGGAGAUGAAGCCAUUUGCAAUUAUUUAUUAAAAAUUGGAAGCAAUAUCAAUAUUCCCAGUUUCGAUGGCAUGACUCCUAUGCAUUUUGUGUUUAAGAGCAAUUCAGUGUCUCUGAUUAUGAGAUUCAUCCAAUUGGGAGGCAAUUUGAACAAAAUGAAUACUGAUGGAUUGACUCCAGUGGCCUUUUGCAAUCACGAAACAUUAAAGAAGCUAAAUCUUAAUCAGAUGAUCUCUUCCUCUCUUAAAUUAGGAUCAUUUGACAAUCACUCGAUUUUGAAUAAGAAAUAUCCUCAACACUCCGAUAUAAUAGAAGCAUUGGAAUUUUCGGGUAAUUUCAGUAAAUUAUAAUGA